Messenger RNA from Erigeron canadensis, 1359 nucleotides. Its product is annotated as F-box/kelch-repeat protein At3g06240-like. Gene Ontology annotation, molecular function: protein binding. The transcript has a single exon. NCBI's taxonomy places the organism in Eukaryota, Viridiplantae, Streptophyta, Magnoliopsida, Asterales, Asteraceae. The record is from RefSeq and is a predicted model, not a curated record. The coding region runs from base 1 to 1359 and encodes 452 amino acids.
AUGAUGAUGAUUGAAUCAGAAGAUAUGAUUACUGAAAUUUUAAGUCGUCUUCCGUCCAAAUCCGUGGGUCGAUUCAGGUGCGUUUCAAAGGGUUGGCUGUCUUUACUUACACAACCCGAAUUCAUCAAAACCCAUCAUCGAAAAAACCGUACUAACCACCACAUGUUUAUAGAGGCAGAUAAGUCCACACACCGUUAUGUGUUGUAUUCACACUCGUUUGUUAGUGAAGACCACCUCCCUUUAUAUAUAAUAAAUCCAACUAAUAAAUUACCCUUUGAAUUUAUACAUGUACAAUUCCGAGGCUCUUGUGACGGUCUGGUCUUAGUAUCUCAAUUGUGCUACAUUCACGCUUACCGUGACUUUAUGCUUUUAAACCCAACUACUCGGGAAUCUAUGCAAUUGCCGCAAUGCGGUUAUUAUCCUCGGAAUAUUGGAGAACUCCGUUGCGUAACGAAUGGAUUUGGUUAUGAUUCUGUGGCCGAUGAUUACAAGGUUGUUACCCUCGCUUACUUUGGACAUAUACAUGAUGACUAUAGAAAUCAGGUUAUCCAAACUGUUGUCUAUAGCCUUAGAAGUAAUACUUGGAGGCAUCUAAGCAUUGAUAUUCCUUUUUAUGAUUGUCGUUUUACUGGUGAUGCUGUUUAUCUUAAUGGGUUUCUUCUUUGGAAAGGUAAGAAUAAAGAUAACUUACACUUAAUUGUUGCUUUUAGUUUAGUAGACGAGAGUUUCAGUGAAGUACUCGUACCCAAUUUCUCUAAUGAUUCCAAUUUCAUGCUUAGCUGUUGCAAACUAGUUGUCCUUGGUGGAAAGCUAGCUAUGUUUAUGUAUGAAAAAUACAUUCCUUUGAAGUUGGAGGUUUGGUUGAUGAACGAGUACGGUGUUCAAGAAUCUUGGACUAAAAUUCCUCUUGAUAUGUAUGAUAAUUUUCCAGAGGCAGGAUAUAGGAUUUUUGAUGAUAAUGGCAAAAUUUGGGUGGCCAACAAUGGUCAAAUCUGGAUAUAUGAUUCUGAAAAAGCAACUUUUACUAAAAUUGUUUAUUGGAAUUCUUUGAGGUUUGAUAUUUUUGCUAGUUAUGUUGAAAAUCUCUUUUCACUUAAAAGAAAGGAUACAACUUAUGCAGAACAAAUCCUUGAUGUUUCAGCAGAAAGACAAAAUAAUCAAGUUGCUUUACCAAAAAACUUAAACCCCAUUUGCCAUCCAUUUUGCAACAAAUUCUUACGGUUCGCUAACAUCUUCAAUGGUAAAAAGGCAAGCUUAAGAAAGAAACGCAAAGCCGAAGUGAAAGAUAAAAGAAAAAAGGUCAAAAAUUCAAAAAAAAUCCAUCUUAGUAGUGGGAGAAGCCGACCUCACCAACGAUGA